This is a messenger RNA of Cryptomeria japonica (Japanese cedar), 1727 nucleotides long. RefSeq lists its product as uncharacterized. Bases 185 to 1474 code for a protein of 429 amino acids. The transcript is spliced from 4 exons. The record is from RefSeq and is a predicted model, not a curated record. Lineage: Eukaryota; Viridiplantae; Streptophyta; Pinopsida; Cupressales; Cupressaceae.
CAGUAAAUAGCAUUGAGUUCUUUUGUUGAAACUUUGAAUUCUUCGAAUCAAGAGAAACGAGGGAGGGGUCGGGUAGAUUGCAAAUUGAAUGUCUGGAUGCGAGAGAAAACCAAUUUCCUUAGGGGCGGGGGACACGCUUUGAUCAGUAAAAAAAGAAGACUGGGAGCGUAUCUGUGGGUUGCGAAUGGCCAAAAUGAAGAUAAAUAAGGGGAGGUCACAGUUUUUAGAUGUAGAUUGGUCUGUGAUAUCCGUGUCGUCCAUUCGUUCGGUGUUCGAGGAGCUCAUUUGUCAGUUGAUGGGUGUCGAUCGGCCUUUGGAGAGGUGGCGCGGCGCAGAUGUGAAUGAUGUCUACCAGAGAUAUUCUACAGCAGCCCUGGGCAACGGCAGCACCAGGUUUCCGAUAAAGGGCGUCAUCUAUGACAUGCUCUGCUUUAUUCAGAGGGCACCCUCAAACGCAAUUUCUCCAAUUGCUUCUACAUCUGUGUCUGAUGGGCGAAGAGAUUGGAGCAAUCUUAUCCCCGCCUUUACUAGUUCUAGUACCAGUACCAGUACCGGUACUUCUUGCUCUAGUGCAGUGACCGCUUCUGAGGUGGCGCAGAGGUUGGGGGUUCACAAUCUUCCUGGAUUGCAAGAUAAGAUUUUGACAGAGAGCAAGGGAAGACUGGCGAAGAAGCAGAUGCUGGAAGAGGUGAUGGGGAGAGGGGACAGUGCGAGAGACAAGUACAUGGAGAAGAUUAGAGCCAAGAAGAUGAUGGCUCAAGCCAGAAGAGAAAGGGAAAGGUUUUCCAUAAACACCAGCACUAACGCUUACACUGCUCAAUCUACACCUUCUCAGAAGGCCUGGAGUAUCACACCCAGUUCCCCUGCGCUCGUCCGCUAUCUCGAGGAAAGAGGAAUACGGCAAGCACUUAUAGCACGAGGAGAUCAGUCACAGCUUAAUGAAUUGCUGGAAGAACUCAGAAAUUACAAGUUCCAGUAUUUAAGGAAUUUAGAAAUGGAUGAAACUGGGAAGUCAACUUCAGAAGUUAUAAAUUCUACAAAUCACUAUAAUGAAAUACUGAAAUCAUUUUGUGCGAUUUGGGGCCUUCCUCCAUGGCAGGUGCUAUUGGUGAGCAUUUCAUUUGUCAUUGCUGACGAUGCACAAGAUGAAUCUUUACGGAAGGCAAUUGCAGACUCACAAUUCUUUGUCUGCAAGGUCAGAAACCUAUCAUGCCCUGAAGAUGUGAAUUCUACUGGAAAGGAACUAUCCCAUGUUGGAUAUUCCAAGAAAUCAAAUCACAAUCUAGGACUGUUUAAAUGGUUUAAAAGACUUUCUGAAGGUACAUUGCAUGAGGAUGAUGUUAGAGAGAGUGAUGGGCAUAAUUCAAAAUAUGUUCAUUUUAAGGUCACUGACAUGACAGAGUUGAAAUGGAUCAUAGAGGAUAUGAAUGGUGUUACUUAUAGAACGAGUACCUUUGUCCAAGGGUUUCAAUAAAAGAUGAGUAAGAAUGUGGAAUUAAUAGCUAUGUUCAGAUAAAGUAUAUAUGAUAGUUUUACUUAAUGCUAAGAAGAAAUAAAUGAAUUGUUUAAAUUAUGUAGGCUACAAAUGAAUUCAUUUCAAUGACAUUUUUGACAUUUUGUAAAUUUGCGAUCUAUAAUUGUUGUUGAGUAAAUUAUCUUGAAAUGAUUAGGAAGAUCAAAACUACUUAACAUUAUAUCUAUGAAAAGACUUUAUUGUUGGAAUGAAA